GGGCUGUCCUCCUUGUGUGAAUAAAAGAGGAGCCGACGUGGGUUACCAUCACAUCUCCUGCGCUGUUCUGCUCGACAUCAUCCAGCUCCGUCGGACCCCUUCAAGUAGUACGCAACACAGCAAGAUGACUGCCAUGCUGAGGCUGAUGGGGGUGCUCCUGUGCUCCAUCUUCGCCGCUGCAGACGUGAUGCCCAUGGCCGACUUUGAUCUGCAGAAGAUGGCCGGUAAAUGGUACAUGAUUGGCUUCGCCACAAACUCCCAGUGGUUUGUGAACCACAAGGACAACAUGAAAAUGGGCACAGCCAUGAUUACUCCCACCGCUGGAGGAGACAUGGACCUCGCCUAUGCCAACGCCAACGCCGAUGGGACUUGCUGGAGGAUGACGCACCUCGCCAAAAAGACAGAGACCCCCGGCCGCUUCAUUUUCCACAGCCAGCGCUGGAAUAACGACAAUGACAUGCGUGUGGUUGAUGCCAAUGACCAGUUUGCCCUGGUGCACACCAUCAAGACUAAAGACGGCGUGUCAGAAGUCCUGAAUAAACUUUACGGACGCAGCCCUGACGCGAGCGCUGAAUUGAUCGAGAAAUUCACACAGUUCAGCUUGGAGACGGGUAUCAUGGCCGACAACAUCGCUAUCCUGCCUCCCAAUGGUGAAUGCUAAUCAUCCCGGAUCAUGAUCAUCAAAGCUUGGCGACAGGGUUACACACAUGGCUGCACCUUCGCAUCCCGCACUGUUACAUUUCUCACCUCCCCUGUUUGUUGAUAUGUUUUUUUCGAUUUUGACUGCAAAUUAUCGUGUUUUCUAUGAUUUUUAUGUACAUUUGAAAUGUUUUUGCUGAUAUUAAACAAAGUUGGUGUAAAAAAAGAACCUA
This is a messenger RNA of Engraulis encrasicolus (European anchovy), 872 nucleotides long. RefSeq names its product lipocalin-like. The record is from RefSeq and is a predicted model, not a curated record. The transcript is spliced from 6 exons. NCBI's taxonomy places the organism in Eukaryota, Metazoa, Chordata, Actinopteri, Clupeiformes, Engraulidae. Gene Ontology annotation, molecular function: small molecule binding. The coding region runs from base 125 to 661 and encodes 178 amino acids.